UAUCUCGGUCCCCGUUCAACUUUCAACCCGCCCGUUGACGGAUGACCGCCAAAACGGCUAACGUAAAUAAAGCGGCGUCGGCGUGAGUGAAUGCAUUGUCCUUCUGUCAAAAAUUAUUCGUCAAGGUCGUCACGACGUUUUGGUGAGCUCUCGUGCACGUCCAACUGGGAUCCGGCGCGGAGUUGUAGUGUGCGCACGCGUAACUCAAAACUCCGCGAAGAGUUUGACCAGCUAACCCCGUUCCAGCUGCGCUGCAUACCGUCUUUUGCUUGCGGUCUUGACUUGAUCACCUUUUGUUGUUGUUGUUAGGGAUGUAUUUCGUAACAUUGGCGAAAGAGAGAGAGAGAGAACGAGAGAUUACGUGCCGGGUUUUUGGUAGUGGUGAAGAUCGAGCGCGGUUCGUUGGUUUGCAAAAGAUUGGCGUUUAGUGAUGAGCCCGUGCUAGAGUUGUCUGUUUUGGGUAGAUUUUGGGGGACGGAAGGUUAUGCGGUCCAAUGGCGUUGCGCGCAAGGUUUUGUGACGUGAUGCAUGGAACCGUUUCGGAUGAGGAAAACACAACGCCACAGUGUCUGCUAAUAAAAACAUGCCGCUAUGCAGAGCAAAGGGCCUACUAUUUGUUUUGGUCCUAACCUGUGCAUCCUAUUGCAUCAGUCAAACAACGCCUACCCAGAUCGCUGCCACCGUGAAGCUCAUUUACGACCUGUCGUGGUUCCUUAACAUCAAAAACCUGCUGCUAGUCGAUGAAUGCGGACUUUUCAGUGCAGUGCCGGCGACAACGGCUCUUCUCGUGCAACGGCUUGCUGACCUUGGCGUUCGCGUCCAUCUGGCAGGCAAAUUUGGAAACACCCGCCGGUGCUCUCGAAUCGAUCAAACCCUGGUGGUGCCCAUAACACCGGCCUGUCCACUGGAUUCGAUCAUCGCCAAGCAAGAUGACGCAACGUUUGCCGAAUUCUGCCAAUGGAUUUUUCUGCUCGAUCCCGAUGCGGAGAGGCCAUUUUUGAUCACGUUGAGUCGGUUUCGGCUCCGUCUGGACUCCCAAGUUAUCGUGGUAACAAGGAACGACUCGAAUCUAUUUGAUCAUCACCACCAAGCAAGCCUUGACAAUCUGUUGCGUCGGGACGCACUCGCGGGUUCCUUGCGAGUCAACGAAACUCGGGAUAACCCGGUGCUGUUGGGUUCCUUGGAUCAUUCGUUGCAGGAUUUCCAAGGGGCGCGACACGCGGUCUUCACGCUGACGCAGCUCUACAAGCUGAACACCACCGAUGACGGUUCAUGCGUUUGCUUGGCGUUGGGUAAUGACGUUUGAGUUUUCCAAGCUUGUUUUGAUUGUGUUGUUUUUACGCUUGUGCUGGUACCGUGAAGGGUAGGCAAAAUUCGGACCAGAAGUCUCGAAAACGAUUUUAUUACGCCCUGUUGAUUGGAUUUGGUUUGGUGUUUUUUUUUUGCGAGACGAGAACGAAGUUGAUUUUUUGUUGUUGUUUUGGUCCACGCGGAAAGCGAUCAUUGAUUUCGCUUCGAUCGCGCUCGAUCUCGACUACACACGUGACAGAUUGAGAUUGAAUGGAAUCGAAAGCUCAUCGUGGUUGAAGGAAGUUUGCAUGUUACGAGAAUGGUUUUUAAUGGUUUCUAUUUCUAUUUUUGCCAUGUUUUAUCCUUGCUAGAUUGAUCGAAUGCACAUUUUGGGCUCUUGAGUUUGCUGCAGAUAGAUCUGUGCAGUCUUUUAGAAACCAAUGUAGCAACGCUCAUAAAAUUUCUCAUUAAACUUAAGAUCGGGUAACCUUUGGUGAGCGUGUAGAUGGCUGAGUAUUGACGUCAAACAAUUUUUAAUUGAAAGUCGGCUUCUUGAUUAACCUAUUUAGGUGACACUUACGUCAUCAAAAGGUUGGUUGAUAGAUUUAUUCGCAUUAUUAUUUGUUUUAAAUCUAGGGUUUCAUUUUGGG
Molecule: messenger RNA, 1940 nt
Organism: Culex pipiens pallens (northern house mosquito)
Lineage: Eukaryota; Metazoa; Arthropoda; Insecta; Diptera; Culicidae
Exons: 4
Coding region: 584-1306 (240 amino acids)
Source: RefSeq, a predicted model, not a curated record